AUGCAAAAUCAAAAGAAAAAGCCGCCAAGGGGAACAAGCUUUCGCAUCUCCCCUCAAUCACUGCAGCGAUCGGUACGUUUCGGGGAGCCUGUGUCUCCCCAGUCCCGAGCUUUCAACGUUAAGUUGUACGUGACUGAAGCUCAGGAGCUCUACACAGUGACUGACUGUUACCGUGAGUUAACCAUGAAGAAUCUGAAAAGCCGGCUGGAGCUUUUGGUUGGCAUCCCUGUGAACUUCCAGCGGCUUCGGUAUCUGGAUGAAGUGGAUCUUGCCGAUGACUCCACGUUUAGGAAGAAUGAUAUUAUCCCUGGAGGAACUCUCACCAUGCGGAUCUGGCCACAAGAUGCUUGGGGGCUUUUGGUGACUGCAGCUGCAAAAGGAAAAAUCAGAAUGCUGCAGGGUGUAGGAGCUUCAAAGACCUCCACAUUUAACACUGCUAACGCAAACCUAAUGCGCCCAGAAGAGAGGAUCGAAUGGUUAGCCUUUCGAGCAUUUGUGGCCUUAUUCAUUACUGUGCGCCGGCGACACUUAGAAGCUGUGGAAUUUCUGCUUCAAAAUGGUGCUGAUCUGAGGCGUAAAACGCCACUGGGUAGAACGGCUCUGCAUGUCGCUGUCACAUCAGGCCACACGGACUGCAUUAAUAUUCUUCUCAACUGGGGGGCCAAGAUCUCCGAUGAGGACAAUGAGGGGCUUAACGCUGUGCUCCUGGCCCGUCUGUGGGGGCAGAAAGAAAGCGAGCGACAGCUCUUCCGGCACCAGUGGCAGGUGCGAGCAAGGCAAUCCGCUCACCCCUUGGUCAAGCCCAAAUCGGAGGAGCCUGUGGAAGCUCGAGUCCAGGACUAA
Messenger RNA from Varanus komodoensis (Komodo dragon), 843 nucleotides. It is a transcript of the gene ANKRD60, whose product is annotated as ankyrin repeat domain 60. Lineage: Eukaryota; Metazoa; Chordata; Lepidosauria; Squamata; Varanidae. The record is from RefSeq and is a predicted model, not a curated record. Bases 1 to 843 code for a protein of 280 amino acids. The transcript has 4 exons. Gene Ontology annotation, molecular function: protein binding.